Molecule: messenger RNA, 603 nt
Organism: Cyprinus carpio (common carp)
Lineage: Eukaryota; Metazoa; Chordata; Actinopteri; Cypriniformes; Cyprinidae
Product: X-linked interleukin-1 receptor accessory protein-like 2
Exons: 3
Coding region: 301-591 (96 amino acids)
Source: RefSeq, a predicted model, not a curated record
UGAAGGAGCGCAGCAGAGCAGCUCGGUUCUCCUGCAGGUGUGGGGAAAACAGCUGAUAGGAUGGAAGUUCUCUGUGGAUGUCCAAACUAACAGCUCGAGCAGAUGAUACACGACCAUCACUUUGGCGACUUCUGACGAACUGCGUCGAUAUUUACUCUUCAUCUCAGUUCCUCCGCGGUUCUGCCCGUUUUAAAGCACAUCUUCAUGAAGUACAUCUGAUUUAAACUCGAGGAAAUACAUCGCAAACAUCACCCGUUCAUCUGAAGGCACUCAGCAUCAGCCACUGCACACGACUGAAAGAUGAAGCUCGCUGGAUUCAUGCUCCUCCUCGUCAAUUCAGCAGCCUCCAUCAAUCUCAAAUACAUCUCCAAGAGGAACUCAGUGGACGGCUGUAUUGACUGGUCGGUGGACCUGAAGACGUACCGUGUGCUGGCCGGAGAGCCGCUGAGAGUGAAGUGCGCUCUCUUCUACAGCUACAUACGCACCAACUAUAGUGUGGCCCAGAAUGCCAAGCUGCGGCUCAUCUGGUACAGGAACAAGGGCGACUCCGAGGAGCCCAUCAUCUUCUCCACCGGGUCACCGGCUGAGUAAGGAGGGAGACUC